AUGGGUGAUACAAAUGGACUAGUUGUAGCUGGUGGAAAUAUUGUAGCUGGACACAAAGGAUAUGGGGAUGGAUUGCAUCAAUUGCUUCAGCCAACUGAUGUGUUAAUCGAUAAAGAGGCAGAUAUGCUCAUUAUUUGUGAUCGAGGGAAUCGACGAGUUGUACGAUGGUCUCGUCGUAGUGGCAUACCUCUUGGAGAAAUUCUCAUCAACAACCUCAGUUGUCGAGGAUUAUUCAUGGACGAUCAGAGAUAUCUCUACAUCUCUGACGACGAAAAACAUGAAGUAAGACGAUAUCAAAUAGGAGACAAGAAUGGAACUCUCGUUGCUGGUGGCAACGGCGAAGGUUAUGAUCUCAAUCAACUCAGCGUUCCAACCUACAUCUUUGUCGAUCAACAACAGUCUGUCUACGUGUCAGACUGGAAUAAUCAUCGUGUGAUGAAAUGGGAUAAAGGUGCAAAAGAAGGAAUUGUCGUUGCUGGAGGUUAUGGUAAAGGAAAUGCUCUGACACAAUUGCUGCAUCCACAAGGACUGUAUGUCGAUACCUUGGGUACCAUCUAUGUAGCAGACUCAUUCAAUCAUCGAGUAAUGCGUUGGUCUAAAGGAGCGACACAAGGCGCUCUCAUUAUGGCUGGAAAUGGUGAAGGAAAAGGAGCAAAUCAGUUUUACCGUCUCGGAGGUUUGUUCUUCGAUCGAUAUGGCAAUCUCUAUGUUACCGAUUGGGGAAAUAAUCGUGUUCAACGUUUUGAUAUUGAAUAA
This is a messenger RNA of Rotaria sp. Silwood1, 756 nucleotides long. The record is from the annotation of a GenBank genome assembly. NCBI's taxonomy places the organism in Eukaryota, Metazoa, Rotifera, Eurotatoria, Philodinida, Philodinidae.